AUGGAGGACAAACGCAACAUCCCCAUCAUCGAGUGGGAGCACCUGGACAAGAGGAAAUUCUACGUCUUUGGGAUUUGCAUGACUAUGAUGAUCAGGGUGAGCGUGUACCCCUUCACGCUCAUCCGGACGCGGUUGCAGGUUCAGAAGGGCAAGAGCCUGUACAACGGGACUUUCGACGCCUUUGUGAAAAUCCUGCGGACAGAAGGGACGGCCGGGCUCUACCGUGGUUUUUUGGUCAACACCUUCACCCUCAUCUCCGGGCAGUGCUACGUGACGACAUACGAGCUCACCCGCAAGUACGUGUCCCGCUACAACAACAACAACGCCGUGAAGUCGCUGGUGGCCGGCGGCUCGGCCUCCUUGGUGGCCCAGAGCAUCACCGUGCCCAUCGACGUCGUCUCCCAGCACCUGAUGAUGCAGAGGAAGGGGGAAAGCAUGGGCAGGUUCAAGGUGCAGAACCAGGACGGCAAGCGGAUGUUGGUCUUUGGCCAAACCAAGGACAUCAUUGUGCAGAUUUUCAAGGCCGAUGGCUUUAGAGGCUUCUACAGGGGCUACGUGGCCUCUCUGCUCACCUACAUCCCCAACAGUGCCGUCUGGUGGCCCUUCUACCACUUCUAUGCGGAGCAGCUUUCCAGCCUGACUCCUAAGGACUGUCCCCAUCUUCUCCUGCAAGCAAUAUCGGGGCCCCUCGCGGCCGCCACGGCUUCCACGCUCACCAACCCCAUGGACGUCGUCAGGGCUCGGGUUCAGGUGGAAGGGAAGAGCUCCAUCAUCCUCACCUUCAAACAGCUCCUGGCGGAGGAAGGCCCCUGGGGCCUGACCAAGGGCCUCUCUGCCCGCAUCAUCUCGGCCACCCCUUCCACCAUCGUCAUCGUGGUGGGCUACGAAACCCUGAAGAAGCUGAGCCUCCGCCCGGAGCUGGUGGAUUCGAGACACUGGUAGGGGCGACCGGUGG
Messenger RNA from Mesitornis unicolor (brown roatelo), 955 nucleotides. RefSeq names its product solute carrier family 25, member 44 (gene SLC25A44). Bases 1 to 942 code for a protein of 313 amino acids. Gene Ontology annotation, biological process: branched-chain amino acid catabolic process. The record is from RefSeq and is a predicted model, not a curated record. Lineage: Eukaryota; Metazoa; Chordata; Aves; Mesitornithiformes; Mesitornithidae. Gene Ontology annotation, molecular function: branched-chain amino acid transmembrane transporter activity. Gene Ontology annotation, cellular component: mitochondrion. The transcript has 3 exons.